GUGCGCGUGCACGUACAUCCGGGUAUCAGCAGAGCGGCUUCCCUCUUCUGAUUUUGUCACACGGCUACAUCUCUCUGUUUUAGCUAGCGCACUUUUACUCUCAUUUUUUCACCAUGCCUUUCUCAGAAUUAUAUUUUAAUGUGGAUAAUGGUUAUCUAGAGGGGCUGGUGAGAGGAUUUAAGGCUGGCAUUUUAUCUCAGGCCGAUUAUUUGAACCUCGUUCAGUGUGAAACUCUGGAAGACCUGAAGCUUCAUUUGCAGAGCACCGACUAUGGCAGCUUUCUGGCCAAUGAAGCCUCCCCUCUCACAGUCUCUGUCAUUGAUGACAAACUGAAAGAGAAGAUGGUGGUCGAGUUUCGCCAUAUGAGGAACCAGUCCUAUGAACCUCUGGCAAGCUUUAUGGAUUUCAUCACAUACAGCUAUAUGAUUGAUAAUGUCAUCCUGCUCAUCACUGGAACUCUGCAUCAGCGUGCCAUCUCAGAGCUGGUGCCCAAAUGCCACCCACUUGGCAGCUUUGAACAAAUGGAGGCGGUCAACAUCGCCCAGACUCCAGCAGAGCUCUAUAAUGCUAUCCUUGUAGAUACACCGCUUGCCGCUUUCUUUCAGGAUUGCAUCUCUGAGCAGGAUCUGGAUGAAAUGAACAUUGAAAUAAUACGUAACACCCUUUACAAGGCCUAUCUCGAGGCUUUCUACAAGUUCUGUACAUCACUUGGUGGAACAACUGCAGAUACCAUGUGCCCUAUUCUGGAAUUUGAGGCAGACAGGAGGGCUUUCAUCAUCACUAUUAACUCUUUUGGUACGGAGCUCUCCAAAGAAGACAGAGCUAAACUUUUCCCUCACUGUGGCAAGCUUUACCCAGAAGGUCUAGCACAGUUAGCCCGGGCCGAUGACUAUGAGCAGGUCAAAGCUGUGGCUGACUAUUACCCUGAAUACAAGCUUCUCUUUGAGGGUGCUGGCAGCAACCCAGGAGACAAAACACUUGAGGAUCGAUUCUUUGAGCAUGAGGUGAAACUUAAUAAGCUGGCCUUCCUGAACCAGUUUCAUUUCAGUGUGUUCUAUGCCUACGUCAAGUUAAAGGAGCAAGAGUGCCGAAACAUUGUGUGGAUUGCAGAGUGUAUUGCCCAGAGGCACAGGGCUAAGAUUGACAACUACAUCCCCAUAUUCUAAUGGUACAUUACUCUUGAAUAGUGAUCCACAUGGCAUGCGUUAACUGUGCUCUGUGUUACGGUUUAAAAAAAAAUAUAAUUCUCCUUCCCGUUUCUUGCACUACAGCAUAUGUUUCAUUGUUUAUUUGUUUUCCAGUAAAAGAUCAUUGCUUUUUCUAUGACGUCCAGUUGAAGAUCUCUGUGGAUUACUCUUAAAUCAUUGAGGUUUUAAUCUAUUUUUCAGCAAUUUGUUGAGUGUAGAAAUGCAACUUUUAAACUUCACAGCCAGUCUUGUGUAAGUUUAUGUAAAAGUCUCUUAACUACACUGGUGGUCGGAAGAAAAUGUAAAGGAAAGUUCUGUGUUUUUAGUCCAAGAUAAAAAAAAUACAUUCCAUAAUUACUUUGUAUGCAUUAUGUAUUAUAUUCUUUUCAAUUAAUGUACACUGUCAGAUUAUAGCUUCACUGAACUCAUCUCAGUGCUUUUAGAGAGUCCAAUUUUCACGUCUUUUUUGCGUGUUCAUUAUACCUGUUUGUGAGAAAUGAGAAUUGUGUGCUUUCCUUUUGUAAAUUGGUGUUAAAAUAUGUGCUGACCUAAUUUAUGGAGUAGAUAUUUUAUGAUUGACAGCUGAUUUAGGAAGGUCAAAUGGAUCUAGUAUUAAGACCUUGCGCUCAGUUGUCUUGCAAUGUAAAACCUAUUGUACUGUUGUAACCAUAUUGUCUGUUUAAGUGAUUUAAAUGAAAUAUAUAUAUAUGUAUAUAUUAUAAACUGUA
Molecule: messenger RNA, 1915 nt
Organism: Triplophysa rosa
Lineage: Eukaryota; Metazoa; Chordata; Actinopteri; Cypriniformes; Nemacheilidae
Gene: atp6v0d1
Product: ATPase H+ transporting V0 subunit d1
Exons: 8
Coding region: 114-1166 (350 amino acids)
Biological process (GO): proton transmembrane transport; vacuolar transport; vacuolar acidification
Cellular component (GO): early endosome; proton-transporting V-type ATPase, V0 domain; vacuolar proton-transporting V-type ATPase complex
Molecular function (GO): proton-transporting ATPase activity, rotational mechanism
Source: RefSeq, a predicted model, not a curated record